Molecule: messenger RNA, 2089 nt
Organism: Syngnathoides biaculeatus (alligator pipefish)
Lineage: Eukaryota; Metazoa; Chordata; Actinopteri; Syngnathiformes; Syngnathidae
Gene: endou2
Product: endonuclease, polyU-specific 2
Exons: 8
Coding region: 1135-1989 (284 amino acids)
Molecular function (GO): RNA endonuclease activity
Source: RefSeq, a predicted model, not a curated record
GAGGAAAUGUAUUAUGUACACAAUUCUAAAUUUUAUUAUAUUAUAAAAUCCAACAAUAUAAAGUUUCCAAGGGAACUGUAGCAAUCUCCCCUCUUGUGCCUUCUCUUUCAGAUGUCUUUAAAGGCUAUUUUUAUUUUAUUUGUGUUUUAUUCCGUGAUAUUAAGUUAUUUUAACCUAAAACUGUCAAUAGUACAUGCCUGUACAAUUGUAGCAGGUACCCAAUUUAGUUUUCCUUAUUUCCUUUGAGAAAAUUUUUUUAUACAGUAAACUGUUGGACUUAAAAUUGUAUUUAUUAGAUUGGAACAAGGGCGCCCUGGUGGAGCAACUGUAGAGCGUUGGCCUUACAGUUCUGAGGACCGGGGUUCAAAUAUGUCUGUGUGGAGUUUGUAUGUUCUCUCUGUGGCUGCUUGGGUUUUCUCCGGGCCCUCUGCUUUCUUCCCACAUCCCAAAAACAUGCGUAAAUCGAAGACUCGAAUUGCCCUUAGGUGUGAUUGUGAGUGCGACUGUUGUUUGUCUCCAUGUGCCCAGUGAUUGGCUGGCAACCAGUACAGGGUGUACCCUUCCUUCUGCCCGAUGAUAGCUGGGAUUGGCUCCGGCACUCCCGCGACACUUGGCAUCUUGUAACCAGCGGCACGACCCAUAUUUUGGCUUGUAGUCCAGGUGGCGGUGCUGUGUGACCUGUGUGGGAGCAACAAUGAAGUACUAAAGAAACAAAAGCACAUGUUGGAGCCUGAGAGUAAAAAGAGACGACAACAUUGUGUCACCCCUUUGGCUAGAGUUGCUGACAGGGGAUAACCCUUUAAAAUGGCCCCCCUCUCCUGUUGUGCCCCUCUCAUCCACACACGCGCACACACACACUAACUGACUGACCGCUACUAUGCACCUAAAGACAUAUCUUCUCUAACAAACACAGGAAACCAUCAACAGCAGCGGCAACACCCGAGGACCACAAAGGAACGUUUGCAAACAAGUGUGAUCGCCUCUGAAGCAGGAUAGCGCUCCUGAGGGGGUUGGGGAAAAAAAGGUAUACAGCUCCUCAUUUCACAUUUUUAAGAAUAAUAAACACAAAUAUCUGAGAACACCAUCUGCAGCUUCUUUGCCACAAAGUCAAGAAGUGACCCAAGCAGCAUUAUCAUGAUCGAGAGUGAGAGCGAGCUAUCGGCCAUGGUGCAAGAACUUUGGGACAACGACAUCAACAGACUACGACCUGGAAUGGACUACAGAAUAUCAUUACAGGGCAAAGCUGGAGACAACAUGGCUAUCAAAGACGAUGACAAUGAUGGAGCGGGAUAUCCUCUGUUUAAAUUUGUUGAUGAGAACAUUUUCCAGAAGGAGACCUUUUUAGCCUUUAUCUCCCUGUUGGAUAAUUAUGUGAGUGACACGGGGGAGCCAGAAAUUGUAACCCCUGAGGAGGUGGCGGAGAACCACAAAUUUCUGGACUCUAUUGUUAAGACUCCCACAAUGAAGAUAGCUCAUAAAUAUCUGGUGGAGAAGAAGCUCUCCCCACAAGAUGAGACGCAGUUCAAGGAGCAGCUCUACAGAAUCUGGUUUGAACUCUACGCCAGGAGAGGAUCCAGCAGGCCGGAUUCAUCCGGUUUUGAGCACGUGUUUGUUGGUGAAACCAGAGGAGGGCGGACGGUCAUAGGCUUUCACAAUUGGAUCCAGCUGUACCUGCAGGAAAAGCUGGGACACAUCGAUUACAAAGGCUACAGCAUCAACGCUAACUCGCCGCAGCCGGACGAGAACAAACACAUCUUGGCCCUGCAGUUCAGCUGGAAGAACGGCAUCAAGCCCAAAGGCAGCAUCUUCAUCGGUGUCAGUCCCGAGUUCGAGUUCGCCCUCUACACCCUGUGUUUCCUCAGCUCGCCCAAUGUGCGGGUCAAAGUCCAGUUCAGUUUCUAUGAUGUGGAGAUUGUGUGCCACCAUUACAACCAGAAACACAUAGGCACCACUUACCCCGUGCUCCUGAAGUACCAGAAAAACACUUAAAUUACAGCGAUAGCUUAAGUUUACAUGCCAAAAAUGUACAGGUACUGUUGGUGACGUUUUAGUUUUACUUGAAGAUACAAUAAAACCUUACAAAAUUUGA